This is a messenger RNA of Fusarium pseudograminearum CS3096, 339 nucleotides long. RefSeq lists its product as uncharacterized. NCBI's taxonomy places the organism in Eukaryota, Fungi, Ascomycota, Sordariomycetes, Hypocreales, Nectriaceae. The transcript is spliced from 2 exons. The coding region runs from base 1 to 339 and encodes 112 amino acids. The record is from RefSeq and is a predicted model, not a curated record.
AUGGCCGAACAAGCUCGCCUUCAGGGAUCCAAGGAGAAUUUCCAAGCUGCGUAUGACGCAGCUGUCAGCCAGAAGGAAGAUCAAGAGAAACAUUGGAAAGAAGAAAAGGAAAUGGCACCUGAAGAUAAGGUUUCCAAGUUAACCCCUCUAACUAUUGACCAUGCACCCGGCUUCUCUGCUGCCUUGAAUCAAUACCGAGGUGCUAGAGCUGCAUACAUGGACGCACUUUCCGCAGUUGAUGAGCAAGCUGCUAAGACUUGGCAGGAAAAGAUUAAACAAGCCAGCAGAAGACCCAAUGGUUCUAUUGAUACAAACGCAUUGAUCGCACCUGAUGCAUGA